GGGUCGAUUUGAGGAAGCGAAUUCUCUCUGCCAGCUGGGCUGAGUGUCAGUGAAGAGAAUUUGGAUGGUGGAGCACUGCCACCGAGCCAGGAAUAGGCAUCACACCUUAGGCUUUUGUUCACCUAUACUAGUCUCCGAGAGGAAAAUAUUAAUUUCAUUUAAUGGGUCGAUUGAGGAUGUGUUACGUGUUGCUGUUUUAAUUGUACAGUGUCAGAGUAAGUCAUUCUCACGCUGAUAAGAGUAAGCUUUUUGUUUAACAGCUUUUCGUAUUUUCUUUAACAACCAAAACCAGAACUGCAUAUUAUUUCUGCUUACUGGAAACUGUAAGACUAUACGCAUUUAAAAAGUCACGAUAAAGCAGAUGGAGCGAGGAAGCAAGGUAUCUUAAUGCAUAUAUUCUGAUUGACAAAAUUUGGUUAGGCUUUUAAAUCGCAGUAUACGAUUUUGUAACAGAUCGCGCAAAGUAAUGUAAAAAAAUCAGAUGAACAAAUAUAGACCAAGGCUGUGUGUAACACAUAUCAGUCUAGUGACUUUUCCUGCAGGUAAAUAUUAUGAAACGGCUUCCCCAUUUCGGCUCGUUUCGUUAAACAGUUUAAUUUUUUCUUUUUGUUUUUUUUCCUUCUCUUUAACGUAAUCUUGAGUGGAAAUACAAACGUACUGAAAUAUAUUCACCAAGAGGUCUUUAAGAAGGAGGAUCACCAACAGAAAGCCAGCAGCAGCUAUUUGGAAUAAUUAAGAUUAGACAUCCGUGUCACAAUGACAAUUUCUGUCGCCGGACUAAAAUGAACCUCUUUCCAAUGGAAUUACCACUGAUAAAGAAAAAAUAAACCUUAUAGCUUUGCUAAUAAAUAUAUUUGCAGAGUCUGUCAUCACCGAAGAGCCGUACUGUAUGUGAACAUUUCACUGGCAUAUUAUUUAUCAAAGGCAUAUACAACAAUCCACAAUACCGAGAUCACCAUACCCGGACUAUCAAGACCAGCCUGUGUUCUUAUGGCGGAGUUUGGAAAGGAGAACGGCGGAGUGUCUUCUUCACUCAUCACGGGAAAGAAACCGGACAAACCCGUCGAUGAAGCUCACGGGGAAACCCACCGUGGAGACACUGUUUCAAACGGGGACUGUGGGGUAGGAGACGUACUCGGUUCGGGAUCUCCAGCACCACCUGGAAGCCCGGGGGUGGACCCCGCGAACAACACCGCUGUCGGGCUGGACUGUAAACCCGGGAUACCCCGGAGGAGUAGCAUCAUUAAGGAUGGCACAAGACAGAGACGAGAGAGAAAGAAAACAGUCUCCUUCAGCAGCAUGCCAACUGAAAAGAAGAUCAGCAGUGCUAGUGACUGCAUCAACUCCAUGGUGGAGGGUUCGGAACUCAAAAAAGUUCGCUCCAAUUCCCGUGUGUAUCACAGGUACUUUCUUUUAGAUGCGGAUAUGCAGUCGCUGAGAUGGGAACCUUCCAAAAAAGAAUCAGAAAAGGCAAAGAUUGAUAUUAAAUCCAUUAAGGAAGUGCGAACUGGAAAGAACACCGAUAUUUUCAGAGCGAAUGGAGUUUAUGAUCAAAUUUCAGAAGACUGUGCAUUUUCAGUCAUAUAUGGGGAAAACUAUGAAUCCCUUGACUUGGUUGCUAACUCUGCAGAUGUAGCAAAUAUCUGGGUCACUGGGCUCAGAUAUCUGAUAUCGUAUGGGAAACACACUCUGAACAUGAUUGAGAGCAGCCAAAACAACAUGAGGACUUCAUGGUUGUCUGAUCUCUUUGCCGAGGCAGAUGUUGAUGGUGUGGGUCAAAUACGUUUAGGCACAGCUGUUCAGAUGAUUAAAAACUUAAAUCCUGGACUGAAAAAUGUCAAAAUAGAGCUUAAGUUCAAAGAGUUUCACAAAGCUAAAGACAAAAUUGGAAGUGAUGUUACAAAGGAGGAGUUCAUUGAAGUCUUUCAUGAACUUUGCACAAGGCCAGAGAUCUACUUUCUGCUAGUUCAGUUCUCAAGCAAUAAGGAGUUUCUUGAUACCAAGGAUCUCAUGAUGUUUUUAGAGGCAGAACAGGGAAUGGCUCAUGUCAAUGAAGAUACCAGCCUUGAAGUGAUCCAAAACUAUGAACCAUCAAAGGAGGGCCAGCAAAAAGGAUGGCUGUCUUUAGAUGGCUUUACCAGUUACCUCAUGUCCCCUGAGUGCCAUAUAUUUGAUCCUGAACAUAAAAAAGUAUGUCAGGACAUGCUUCAGCCCUUAUCCCAUUAUUACAUUAAUUCAUCACACAACACGUACUUAAUAGAGGAUCAGUUCCGUGGCCCUUCUGACAUCACAGGAUACAUUCGCGCUCUUAAAAUGGGUUGCCGGAGUGUUGAAUUGGAUGUCUGGGAUGGCCCAGACAAUGAGCCAGUCAUUUACACAGGACACACGAUGACAUCACAGAUAGUCUUCCGCAGUGUCAUUGAUAUCAUUAACAAAUAUGCUUUUGUGGCAUCUGAGUACCCCUUAAUACUUUGUUUGGAAAAUCACUGUUCACUCAAGCAGCAGAAGGUCAUGGUUCAACAUCUGAAAAAGAUUCUAGGGGAUAAAAUCCACACUGAUUCUCCCAACAUAGAAGAGAGCUAUCUUCCAUCGCCUGAUGAUCUGAAGGGCAAAAUCUUAUUAAAAGCCAAGAAGCUUCCACCCAACUGUGUCAACCCAGAAGGUGAUGUGACCGAUGAAGAUGAGGGAGCAGAAAUGUCUCAGAGAGUGGGUAACGAAACUGGGGAACAACAGUCUAUGGUGCCACAGAAGAGAUUUCAGCUUUCCAAAGACCUUUCUGACUUGGUUAGUCUCUGCAAAUCAGUAGGUUUUAAGGACUUUCAGGUCUCUUUCCUGAACCAAAAAUACUGGGAGAUCUGCUCUUUCAAUGAGGUCUUUGCUACUCGCCACGCCAGUGAGCAACCCGGGGACUUUGUCAAUUACAACAAAAGGUUUCUUGCCAGAGUUUAUCCAAGUCCCAUGCGGAUAGAUUCCAGUAAUAUGAAUCCGCAGGAUUUCUGGAAAUGUGGCUGCCAAAUAGUGGCCAUGAAUUUUCAAACUCCAGGCUUGAUGAUGGACUUGAACAUUGGGUGGUUCCGCCAAAAUGGGAACUGUGGCUACGUACUACGUCCUGCAAUUAUGAGGGAGGAGGUGUCAUAUUUUAGUGCCAACACUAAAGACUCUGUUCCUGGAGUGUCUCCUCAGCUUCUUCACAUUAAAAUAAUAAGUGGUCAGAAUUUCCCCAAGCCCAAAGGCUCGGGUGCCAAGGGUGAUGUAGUUGAUCCUUAUGUAUAUGUAGAAAUUCAUGGGAUUCCAGCUGAUUGUGCUGAACAACGGACAAAAACUGUCAAUCAGAAUGGAGACAACCCCAUCUUUGAUGAGAGUUUUGAGUUCCAGAUUAACCUGCCUGAACUAGCAAUGGUGCGUUUUGUGGUGCUAGAUGACGAUUACAUUGGGGAUGAAUUUAUUGGCCAGUAUACAAUUCCAUUUGAGUGUUUACAGCCGGGCUUUCGGCACAUACCUCUGCAGUCACUCACAGGGGAGGUGCUACCCCAUGCCUGGCUGUUUGUGCAUGUGGCCAUCACCAACCGGAGAGGAGGAGGAAAGCCUCAUAAGCGUGGUCUUUCUGUGCGGAAAGGGAAGAAAUCCAGAGAAUAUGCCACCAUGAGGGUUCUUGUGAUUAAAGCUGUGGAUGAGGUCUUCAAGACUGCUGCCCAGCCACUACGUGAAGCCACUGACCUCAGAGAGAACAUGCAGAAUGCUAUUGUCCCCUUUAAAGAAUUGUGUGGCCUUUCUCCUGUGGCUAAUCUCAUGCAGUGCAUUUUGGCACUGUCCACACGCUUAAUGAGUGGAGACAACACACCCUUUGUGGUAUUCAACCUCAAGGACCAGUAUCCGAACAUGGAGCCACAAGGACAGAUUCCGGAGAUGCUGAAGAAAAUUGUGACUGCCUAUGAUGCUAUGAUUCAGACGAGCAAGUCUCUAAUUGAAAAUGCUGAUGGGGUAUAUGAAAAGAUAAUGCAGUGCCAGAAAGCAGGCAUGGAAUUCCACGAGAAUCUGCACAGUGUAGCAGUAAAAGAGGGACUUAAAGGCCGGAAGCUACAGAAGGCUGUGGAGAGUUUUACCUGGAAUAUCACCAUUCUCAAGGGGCAGGCAGAUUUGCUGAAGCAUGCCAAAAAUGAGGUGCUGGAAAACCUGAAGCAGAUCCAUUAUGCUGCUUUGACUUGCAACCUGUGUAAAGGGAACACUGGGACCACAGAACUGAUCAAGCCCAGGCGCAGCCUAGAGGCCAUUCCUGAAAAAAUGACAGGAGAUGAGGAGUCCGUGGAUGGAGAAAACUGAAGAGCACCUGGGAUGAAUAGAUUGAGUGACAACAUCAGUUUCCUCAUAUAUUGGAGGUGUGAAGGAAAACUAAACAGGAGAGAAUUGUUUUUUUUAUGCUAUUAUGUUUUUUUCUGUUUAGGGUAUCCUAAAGCACAAUCUGGAGGUUGCUGAGCAGUCUAAAAAACUGGAGCUAUGAAUGUAGCAGAAUUCAGUGUACAAAUCCGCUAUUUAUAGCAAAGAACGAUAGUUCUUUCUGCCAAACGUGUAUAUAUGGAGGUCUAAUGUUACACUUUCAAGUGCAAUGUUUUGUGUUCUUUGAAUAAACUUUUUGUUUAUUUUUUGUUUUAAAUAUAGUGUAUCUAGAGGAGUUGCUUUGUUCUUUUUUAAGUAUUUUGUCUAAAUGUGCGUAAAAUAAACCAAAAGGUUUCAACACCAAGUCCUGAUGGAAGAAUGCCACGUACAGUACCAUGUGCUCUCUGACUAUGAAAUAUACGGAAUAUCCCCUUGUAAAGCCCUUGUAGAAGAACUGGUAAUGUAACCAGUUUUCCAGUUAUGGGAUCUGUAGCAGUACCAGUAUUUUCUGGUCCCAAUUUUCUGGUCUGGUCCCAAUAUUUUCUGCAGCAUUGUAAAGAGAAAUGAAUUGUGCAGACUACUUUGUAUAGUUAUUCGAAGUAAUUAUUAAAUGUCAGAUGUUAAGUUAUUCAGGUAUUGUUACGGAACCUGGCAAAUCUAGUUGUGGAUAAAUUGAUUCAUUUAAUGAGAUGUGAUAGUGCCUCAUUGCUGGGAAUCUCCAGUUAAUAAAAGAGCUAUAGUAGCUGAAGCCUGAAAUAUUCCUGUUGAUUAAUUUAAAAGAAAAACAUGUUGUUUUUGUAACUGGUCCAUGUUUAAGGUCUGAACAUUAAGGACAGUGUUAUUCCUUUUUAUCAUUUGUCAUUUCUAAUAAAUGCUUAUCUCAGCAAGGUUAAUGACCAAUUUGAAACUGUUAUUAUACAGUAUAUAUAAAAUUGUGUGCAGUGUAACUAGGUAUAAAUAUGACCUUUUACAUUAACCCAGUUUUACUGUUCAAAGUUUUUUGUGUUUUAAUCCAACCAACAGCGUAGAACAAAAAAAAAAUAAAGCUGCACAUAAAGAA
Lepisosteus oculatus (spotted gar) is the source of this 5434-nucleotide messenger RNA. RefSeq names its product inactive phospholipase C-like protein 2. NCBI's taxonomy places the organism in Eukaryota, Metazoa, Chordata, Actinopteri, Semionotiformes, Lepisosteidae. Gene Ontology annotation, biological process: phosphatidylinositol-mediated signaling; release of sequestered calcium ion into cytosol; lipid metabolic process. The record is from RefSeq and is a predicted model, not a curated record. Gene Ontology annotation, molecular function: phosphatidylinositol-4,5-bisphosphate phospholipase C activity.